Didymodactylos carnosus is the source of this 3369-nucleotide messenger RNA. The record is from the annotation of a GenBank genome assembly. Lineage: Eukaryota; Metazoa; Rotifera; Eurotatoria; Philodinida; Philodinidae.
AUGGCAAUAAUGCUACUAUUGUUUUCAUUGUUAUUGUGGUUAAAUGUUCACAAUCAUAUUCAAUGUUCAUCAUCAAUAACCAUUGAUUUAGCUACAAUAACCAUACCUGAACAUACAGCGGUCAAUCAUUUAUUAGUGUCACUUUCUAAUAUGUUACAUAAAACAACUAAAACAUCUUAUCAUUUUUUACAACCAAAUUCUGAUCCACAACGUUAUUUUAAAUUAGAUUCAAAAACAGGAGAAUUACGUACGGCUAUCGAUCUUGAUCGUGAACAAAUAUGUCAAAAUAGUAAUAAUCAACAUUAUCAUCACCACUAUAGUUCGUGUAAAUUUCAUUUAAAAAUAUUUGAAGUUUCAAAUCAAACAUUAAUUCAUAUACCAAUAAUUAUCACCGAUGUGAACGAUAAUCAACCUCAUUUUCCCUAUCCAUUAUCAACUAUCACUCCACAUAUAUCAGAAAACUCACCAUUACAAUCAAAAUUAUUUAUUGAACAAGCAAAUGAUCGUGAUGAAUUAGAUUAUCAUCGAUUAACCUAUCGAUUAAUUAUUCAAGGAAAUCCAAGUGAUUUUCCAUUUGAAUUAGAAACGCCAGAUAUUUUAAAUGUAGAUACAAAUUCAUUAACAUCAUUAACAGAUCCAAAUCGUUUAGCACUUGUUCUAAAACAAACAUUAGAUCGUGAAAAAAUAGAUAAUUAUAAUUGUACAAUCGUAGUCAUUGAUACUGCCAAACAUGAAGCAUUUUUAUAUGUAAGAAUUAUUGUUGAUGAUGUUAACGAUUGCUCACCAAGUUUUGAAUAUGAUAAAUACUCAGUUCAAAUAGCAGAAAAUAUACCGGUGAAUACUACACUAGUACAAGUUCAUGCAAAAGAUGAUGAUAUUGGUCAAAAUGCAAAAAUUUUCUAUAGUCUAACAGAUGCAUCUAAACAGUAUGAAAAUCAAUUUGCCAUUGAAAAUACAUCGGGAGUAAUAACAUUAAAAAGUAAAUUGGACUAUGAACAACGGACAUCUUAUAUUUUUUAUAUUGAAGCAAAAGAUUCUGGUAAUGAGCCACGAUCAUCUCAUACAUUGGUCAAUAUUACAUUGAUUGAUGUUAACGAUGUUGCACCUCAAAUUCAAAUACGUUUUUUACCAGAAAUUAAUUAUAAUAACAUUGAUUUAGUGGAAAUAGAAGAGAAUUAUCCAAAAGAAAAAUUUUUUGCACAAAUAAUCGUUACAGAUAGGGACACUGGUUUGGGAGGUCAAGUAAAAUUAUCUUUUGUUAGUAAUACAGAAACGAAUACAAAUACCGAUAAUGAUAAUGAUUCAUUUCGAUUAUAUCAGAUUGAUAAUAGUACGUAUCUGUUAAAUCGUAGUAAAACAUUUGAUAGUGAACAACAACAAUGGCAUCGUUUGACAUUUUAUGCCGAAGAUUUGGAUCCAAAACAACCAUUAAGCACAACAAAAACGUUAAUAAUCCGUGUUAUUGACGUUAAUGAUAAUGAACCUGUUUUUCUACAAUCACAGUAUAUUUUAUCCAUUGAUGAAAAUAAUAGCAUGAACGAAACAUUGACACGUAUUGAAGCAUACGAUCCUGAUUCAGCCGACAAUGGCUACAUAUCAUAUUCAUUGGAGACCUCUAACGAUACCGUACCAUUUAUAAUUGAUCGUGAUAGUGGACAAUUAAAAUGCACAACAAUUUUCGAUUAUGAAUUACGUUCAUCAUAUGAAUUUUACAUUAUUGCGAGUGAUCAUGGUCGACAGCCAGGUCCAUUAUCAUCUCGUGCCAAAGUAAUUGUUAAUAUAAAAGAUCAAAAUGAUAAUAAACCAUUUUUCAAUCAAAAACAAUAUGAAUUUUUUAUAAGUGAAGAUCAUAAUCGAACAAUUCCAGUUGGUAUUGUUACUGCAACAGAUCUUGACUCAGAUAUAAAUGGUCGUAUGAAAUAUAGUUUAGAUGAUCAAAUGAUACCAUUUUAUUUGACAAGCAAUGGUGAAUUAAAACUUAACUCAUCCGUAGAUCGUGAACAACAAUCUACUUAUCGAUUUAAUGCUAUUGUAACUGAUAUAAAUGAUUCACGUAUGUCAUCAACGGUGCCAGUUAUCAUUCAUAUCACUGAUGUUAACGAUAAUGAACCACGUUGGGUUUCACCUCAAGAAAAUCAUACGUUAUUAAUUAUAAAUAAGGAUCUUGUAUUGUUGGACAGUAUGAUCGGUCAACUUCGAGCACAUGAUAAUGAUGAAAAUGCCAAUGGUUAUUUAACUUAUACACUUGUCGAGUCAAAGCCAAUUAUAACGUUUUUAUGGUUUCAAAAUGAUGGUCGUAUAAUGGUUAAUUCAACUCCCAUAUUAGGCAGUUAUCAAGUUAUUGUUCAAGCAACAGAUAAUGGAUCACCCAUACGUUAUUCAUCUCUCAUUCAAUUUCAAUUGUUAGUCGGUGACAAUGAGACAAAUGCAACACUAUUCAUGCAACCGAGUAAUGUCGAUGAACUACUUCUUCAUCGUUCAUCAUUAUCAAUAAAACGUAACAUUAUCGUCUUGUCUACAUGUUUCAUUGGUGCAGCUAUUAUUUUGACUCUAAUUGUUUGCACCGUUCUCAUCUUAAUAUGUCGUUAUCGUCGAAAUAAAUAUUUAUAUUAUGUUAAAUGUAAUGAAAAUAAAAAUAAGAAAGAAAAACAACAACAAGAGAGAAAAGAUGUUAUGAUGAUUGUUGAAAAUCGUUUACCAGAUUUAGAACAUAAUUCAUCAAUUUCAACAUGUUCAAAACUUAGUCUAGAAGAUAUUCAUCCAAAACAAACUUCAAAUCAUUCUUCACCAUCGCCAUCCUAUACAGGCGUUAAUCGAGCUGAUAAUCUUUAUAUUCAACAAUUAUCUUCAACUGUAAAACCACCACAAACAAGUGAUUAUUAUAGUAACAGUAGUACACAUCAAGAUGUUGAAGAUGUUGAUGAAUGGACUGAAGACACUGGUGGUUUAAGUGAUACAAACGAAUGGUCAAUAGAAAAAAUUCUCUAUCCCGAUUGGUUAUAUAAAGACUGUAAAACAUUAAAUACUUCAACAUUGAUUGAUUAUAAUAGUUAUCGUGCAUUUGAUCAACAACAGACUAAUCCAAAAAAUUCUAGUUUUUCAAAUACUUCAUUAUUAUUAAAACGAGAACGAACACAUCCUAUGCCAAUGACAUACUCAUUAAUAUCAUCUGUGAAUAAUUCACCAAAACAAGUACAUUUUCAAUCGUCCCCAUCAUCCUAUCGACCAAUAUCAAAUAAAACAUUGUAUGCUCAUGUUAACUCAAUAAUAUCAGCACCGACCAAUGAUCUAAUCAGUUCUUAUCCACAUUUGAAUACAACGACAAAACAUUCUAGAUCAGCAAUGAUAUCUAAGGACACAUUUAUUUGA